Messenger RNA from Trichoplax adhaerens, 861 nucleotides. RefSeq lists its product as uncharacterized. Gene Ontology annotation, cellular component: membrane. Gene Ontology annotation, molecular function: G protein-coupled receptor activity. Gene Ontology annotation, biological process: G protein-coupled receptor signaling pathway. Lineage: Eukaryota; Metazoa; Placozoa; Uniplacotomia; Trichoplacea; Trichoplacidae. The transcript has a single exon. The annotation marks the transcript as partial. The record is from RefSeq and is a predicted model, not a curated record.
AUCAUCACCAUUGUAUGUAAUACUGCAGUCCUUACGGUCAUCUUUAACAAACCUAUGCUACAAAAUGCUACUGGUUUCUUAAUGUUUAGCUUAGCUAUUGCCGAUCUUUUGAUUGGUCUUUUUACUAUGCCAACAUUAAUUGUAACCUUAUUAGCCAAAAAUUGGGUAUUUGGCGAUGCUUUCUGUUCAGUGAGCGGUGUAAUCCAAACUGCUAUGAGUAAUUUAUCGGUUUGUGUUAUUGUCGGCUUAUGUAUUGAUCGCUAUAUUGCUAUUCUACGUCCAUUAAGAUAUUGUAGUAUCAUUUCACGUAAAAGAGUUAUUUUUUACUUGAUGAUAGCUUGGUCAUUUUCAAUCUUGUUAGCAUCUUUACCCCUUUUUGGUUUACAUCAAUUUGGACUUGGUCGCUAUACUUAUUUACCAAGCGAAGCUUCGUGUUGGCUAUCUAUUGCCGAUAGUUAUAACUUUAUAAUCCUAUUUAUUAAUUUAUUUCUAGCUUAUACAUUAGGCAUUUUCAUCGUUUAUUGCUUAAUUUAUCGAGUAGCUCGUCGCAGCUUUUUUCGAAUAUCUGAUAUUACGUUAACUCUAUCGCCUAAACAUGAUCGCCGUGUCAAUUCCAAAGCUGCUAAGACAACAUUUGUUAUUGUAGGAGCAUUUAUAUUAUGUUGGAUGCCAAGGAUGAUUUUACUUAUUUAUCAAGUACAACUUAAGUUAAGAAAUGAUCCUCAACUAGCUCAUCAUACUGUAUCACCAAUAGUGAUGCUACUCCUAACUUGGCUAUCCCUGAUUAAUUCAGCUUUAAAUCCAUUAAUUUAUGGUACCUAUAAUCGCAAUUUUCGACGUAGUGUUGUAGAAAUUUUAUCC